UGUCACGAAGGAGAGGAUUCGACUGGCAUAACACGCAGUAUAACCGUAACCUGUAUUGUGGAAUCUAAAGCUAAGGAAGGAAAAAGGUGUUGCGAGGAGCGGGCAAGGCGCGGGGUUCUAGGUAUGGUGCGGACCACGUGAUAGGUACGCACAGACCACACUCCAGCACUACGUCAUUGACACCACGGCACCCGCCGUGACACUCCUCCUAACACUCCACAUACUUGAAAAUGGACGGCACACGGCCUUCCGGUCAUGGACUCACAAGUUUUGAUGAUGUCAUAACCAAAGUUGAGAACCUGCUGGGGAGACUCAAGCAGGCAAGGGCGGCGUUGAAACCUGGAGGCCGAGUCCAGCGUUCCGGUCACGAGACAUCGGCUGCCGCAAGAACCCUGACCGAUGUCGACGACCAAUAUUCUGAUCCUAUGUCCAAUGCCCUGAAGAGCAUUAUCAGCGAAGCAACUCGUCUUCUUGAGGUCCAUAAUUCAGCCACUUUCCGAUCAUCGCCAGAAAAUCAUGGGGACCGGCCUGCCACGUCUGACGACGACGUUCCGACGUUGAACCAACAGCCAGUCGAGGAUCCUCAAGUCCCCGUGGAAGAGCGCAGCCAGGCAGUGACAGUUUUGCUGCGUUCCAAAGAUGCCAACAAGGGUAAUCGCCUAACAGACAAGCCUAGCACCGAUUCACCAGCCAAUCUGCACCAUUCCAGCGCUAGGGUCGAACACGACUUUGAAGAGAACGUUUUAGUUUUGCGGCCCUCAGUGUAUCAGUGGCAGGACUUUCCUGCUGUUCUCGCCUCGGCUCGAGCUCUUGACGCAGAAAAGAUUGGUGCUUUCAAGGUCGUCGUUUCGCCAGAACUGCAACUGUCUCUCCCACCCAGAGAUGAGACAACAUCCAGACCCAGGCCUUGCAGAGGGUACCGUGUCCAAGCCUUUCCAAACAAGACUUAUCAGAUCGAGAUGCCGGAAACGCGCCAGGUCUUUCGCCGAACUUUUCCCUGUUCGUUACCGACUCUAGAGGCGGUUCAAGAGCAUGAAGCGCUGCUCAACAGCGAGAAUGGCCUAGAUGGCGUCUAUUAUCGGACGGAUGUUCCGGCGGAGACCUCUCCACAGCGCACUGCGGCAGGCCUCACGGAGGAGAGCAUAAUUUGGCCACUAAAGGGCAACAUGCUGUCGCGGACGAAGUGCUCAAUUCCUGGACUCCACUGGCCGUACGCAUACGAAUCUGGACCCAAGUUUGGUGCAUCAUUUUCCGAGCACGAGGAGCAUUAUGGCUUGUAUUCAAUAAGCCACUUGCACGUAGGGAGGAAGCUGUGGAAAGUCAUUCCCCCGUCGGCGGCAGUCGCCUUUAUCCAGAAGCUGAAGGAAUCAAACACCGAGAUAAUCUGGAGCUGUGAGCAGUGCGUCCGACACACAGCGGUAUUUGUGCCUCCGUCGACAUUGACCGACUGGGGCAUCCCAUACACCAUAAUCGACCAGAGAGCUUCUGAGGUCGUUGUCACCAUGCCGCGGGCCUAUCAUUCUGGAUUCAGCACGGGAUAUACGCUCGCGGAAGCAGUAAACUAUGCCGAUGCUGACUGGACACCAAAUGGUCAUGUUGCCUGUCUUCCUUCCUGUCCUGACAACCCGAUUCCGAUUGAAUUCCUGGAGCUUCUUGGCCCUGAAGAGGCCCAGCGACGGGUGGAAGAUCUGGGGAGGGAGGAAGAGGCGAGGGAGCAGCAGGCGAGGAAAGAGACGAAGAAACAAGAGGCGAAGAAGAGAUCUAGAAAGCGUCAACCUGUCGAUGCUGCGAGACCGUCCGGUAACGGAGACGAGACCGAAGAGAGCGAUGCGGACGAAGAGAGGGAUGCAGACAAAGAGAGUGAUGCGAACGAAGGGAGCAACACGUCUCAAAGUGGGGGGUUCGAGCCUGCGAUACCGAAUGUCGACAUCCAGGACACGGGUGCAGCAUCUAUGCCAAUCUUUUCCGAAGAACCAGCGGAACAAAUCACUCAGAUGAUCGAUUACAUCCUCGCUCAACGGUUUCCUCCAAAGUGGCUCGGUUGCACAGAGCAUGAUGAGUCGUUCCGGACGAGGCUCAAACGGUUCCUUCCCGGCGGCUGGCUGGACGGCGUUUUGAUGUCGGAAGUAUUGCAGAUCCUCUACAGAGGCUCGGGCAUCUCCGUACAAGAUCCGACCAAUAUGGAGACCGCAUUUACGAGACUCGACCAGGACCUGUUACAAGCCUUUGAUGCUUUGGUGCUGCUAGUGUACGCUGAUAGCUGCGAACAAUUGCAGAAUCCUGAGACGUAAUACAACUGGGCUCUUCUGGUGCUUGAUUUGAAGAGGAGCGAGCUAACCUUAAUUGGUAUGGACCAAGAACAUGCCAAGCGUUGGAAUAUCGUCAUGUCCCCAACCAAGCCACCUGUCAGCUCUGUGACAAGACCAAACGGGUCC
This is a messenger RNA of Lasiosphaeria miniovina, 2435 nucleotides long. RefSeq names its product JmjC domain, hydroxylase-domain-containing protein. The transcript has a single exon. Gene Ontology annotation, biological process: regulation of gene expression; chromatin remodeling. Gene Ontology annotation, cellular component: chromatin; nucleus. The record is from RefSeq and is a predicted model, not a curated record. The coding region runs from base 231 to 2291 and encodes 686 amino acids. NCBI's taxonomy places the organism in Eukaryota, Fungi, Ascomycota, Sordariomycetes, Sordariales, Lasiosphaeriaceae. Gene Ontology annotation, molecular function: histone H3K36 demethylase activity; histone H3K9 demethylase activity.